UGAAUUUUAGGAAAAGUUGUCCAAAACAAAACGUAAAUGCAUUUUCCUGUUGCCGUGAAAAAUCGAAAACAGCCAAUAAAAGUUCACGCACGCCCUCUCACAAUUUCAGUCAAAAUUUGGACAACAUUUCAUUACCCUCAUUUUCCCCAUUGGCCCUUGAUUGUUGUCGCGAUAUUUCGUUCAGAUCGUUCGAAUUUUGAGCGCAGGAUCUAUUUUAGGGGUACAAUUCUGUAAUCGUUGAACCUAAUUGAAGAUCGGCGGCUCACGAAAAGUACACCGGAAGGAGCUCACAGACGCAUGUCAAAGUUGAAUUGUUGUAGAUCGAGGAAAGUGAAAGUGGAAGGGAAAAUCGGCCAGAGCUGGAUUUUCUCGCGUUUCCGUUGAGGUGUGAGCUCAAGAAAUAACAAUGGUGAAGUUGACUAUGAUUGCUCGUGUUACUGAUGGCCUUCCAUUAGCGGAGGGUCUGGAUGAUGGACGUGAUGUAUCUGAUGCCGACUUUUAUAAACAGCAAGUGAAGUCUUUGUUCAAAAAUUUGUCAAGGGGCCAGAAUGAUGCAUCAAGGAUGUCUAUCGAAACAGGGCCUUAUAUAUUUCAUUAUAUUAUUGAAGGGCGUGUGUGCUACUUGACAAUGUGCGACCGUGCAUAUCCUAAGAAGCUUUCCUUUCAAUAUCUAGAAGACCUCAAGAAUGAAUUUGAGCGUGCAUAUGGGAAUCAGAUUGAAACUGCUGCAAGACCUUAUGCUUUUAUCAAAUUUGACACAUUCAUACAGAAGACAAAGAAAUUGUACCAGGACACAAGAACUCAACGGAAUAUUUCAAAGUUGAAUGAUGAACUCUAUGAAGUUCACCAGAUUAUGACUCGCAAUGUACAAGAAGUUCUUGGUGUUGGUGAAAAGCUGGACCAGGUCAGCCAGAUGUCCAGCCGCUUAACAUCGGAAUCCCGCAUUUAUGCAGAGAAGGCAAAAGAUUUGAACCGUCAGGCUUUGAUUCGGAAAUGGGCCCCCGUUGCUGUUGUUCUAGGAGUUGUGUUUCUCCUCUUCUGGGUCAAGAACAAGCUUUGGUGAUCCUUCACUCAUUUGCUGUUUGACGAGCUGCUCCGAUCUUGCUAACCUGGUAUUGCAGUUUCUUGGCGCCCUCUAUCGUUUUAUCUUUUGAAACCACUAGAAAAGAUCCGUUGAAACUAGCUUCCAAUUUUUUGAGGAUUUUGGAAACUAAGCAUGUCGGAAAAUAUAGAGAUUUCAUACUAUGAGACGAAUUGAUUCUGAGAAACAUAUAGCAUAUGCAUUUUAUCUUCCUACACCAACUAAUUAUCGAAGUUUGCGUUUCAUUUUAUUAAAAAAAAAUACAUGAUUUUUCGAGUUUUA
Messenger RNA from Salvia miltiorrhiza (redroot sage), 1363 nucleotides. Its product is annotated as 25.3 kDa vesicle transport protein SEC22-1. The record is from RefSeq and is a predicted model, not a curated record. Gene Ontology annotation, cellular component: endoplasmic reticulum membrane; Golgi membrane; SNARE complex. The coding region runs from base 407 to 1063 and encodes 218 amino acids. Gene Ontology annotation, biological process: endoplasmic reticulum to Golgi vesicle-mediated transport; vesicle fusion with Golgi apparatus; retrograde vesicle-mediated transport, Golgi to endoplasmic reticulum. The transcript has 7 exons. NCBI's taxonomy places the organism in Eukaryota, Viridiplantae, Streptophyta, Magnoliopsida, Lamiales, Lamiaceae. Gene Ontology annotation, molecular function: SNAP receptor activity.